AUGGAUGGAGGCUUUAGUGACCAGACGACCGCUGAAAAGGGACUGGACGAAGAAGCCGAGCAACAACAACAGCAGCAGUUGCAAACGUGUGGGACGAAAGCAGCGACUGGCCGACAGAAGAAGGACCAAGUCGACCCCAAAGUGGCUGCGCGUGUCAACCGCAGACGCAAACGGACGUCUGGAGCUGUCGGGAGCACUCGGACUGGCAUCUCCCAGACGUCUGCAGUGAUGCUCUUUCGCUGCUCCAGUCAAUUACUUCGACAACAGGCGUUGGACUACGAUGUGCGCGCGCGGGAGAUGGAGGAGCGCAAUGCCGUGCAGACAAAGGAGAUUCGGGAGUGGGAGAAACGGGUUCAGAGUCUCAAGCGUGAACUGGCGCUGGACGGACACGAGGAGGAAGGCUCUUUUAUUGAAGACUCCAGUUGUGCUGUCGCAGACAAUCGACUGGAGUCGUUGGCUUCAGCAGCUGCGGCGUUCAGUGGACACGACGCAGUGGAGUCGCUGUUGCCUUCUGGAGUUGUUGCAGCCGAGACGUCGUUGCAAAACGAGCUGCGGAGACGCGUGCAGAAGAUGCAGGACUUCUGCAACAGCGUGCCAGGUUUCAUUCAUGCGCCGGACGAGCCGAAGUCGCGUCACUAUUAA
Messenger RNA from Peronospora matthiolae, 642 nucleotides. The record is from the annotation of a GenBank genome assembly. Lineage: Eukaryota; Oomycota; Peronosporomycetes; Peronosporales; Peronosporaceae.